AUGUCAAAUAAUACUAUUACUAAAGGCGAAAUAACCAAUGGUGAAGACGCAAUUGACGAAAGUAUUAUGAAUGAUAUGAAAGAUAUAUUUCAAGAAAUUGAUCAGGCAGAACUUGAGCUCGCCAAACAACAAGUAAAACUUUUUACACCUAUUUAUGAAAAACAAAGAAAAGUUUUUGAAAGGAUUCCAAAAUUUUGGGCGCAAGCUUUGACCAAAAAUUCUCUUAUUGCUCAAUCAUUGUCAUAUGAUGAUUAUGAAGUUGUUCAAAAUUUUUCAUUGACGAGGAUGGAAAAAAAACUACAACGUCUACAACAAUCAAUUGGUUUAAAGAUAAGGCGAGAUUUUACUAAAGAAGAUGACGGUGAUCAAUGUUUUUUUAGAUGGGUAGCUGGAGAUUCUAUUGAUGAUAUGAAUUGGGAGAUAGGAGGAAUUAUAAAAGAUGAUUUCUUUCCCCAAGCUUGGAAAAAAUUUCUGAUGGAAAUCUGUGAAGGAAAACCAUCUUAUUGCAGAGGUUGCACAAGAUGUAUAUGUGGAUCACAAGAGAACACAGAUAUUUUUGAAAGUUAUGAUAUUUUGUCACAGUAUUCAAAAUGGUAUGAGGCUUUUAGAGUUUGGAAAAUUCAGAUGAAUUACAAUGAAGUGAGACAAUUUUGGAAUGAAGUUCACAUGGAUAACCAAUGUUGGAAUAUCUUCAGAUGCAACAGCACUUAG
Molecule: messenger RNA, 711 nt
Organism: Entrophospora candida
Lineage: Eukaryota; Fungi; Glomeromycota; Glomeromycetes; Entrophosporales; Entrophosporaceae
Source: the annotation of a GenBank genome assembly